CAGGAUUAUAUGCUUUUUUUACCCUUUCAUAUAUCAUGGGAUGGCUGAACUGCAUGUCAGGCACAGAGAAAUGUGCCUUGAUGUUGAUAACAUGUCUUAUGAGGAAUUAUUGGCAUUGGAGGAGCGAAUUGGAGAUGUCAGCACUGGAUUGAGCAAGGAUGUCAUUAUAAAGUCGAUGAAACAGCAAAUAUACAUGUCUGUUAUGGCGGAGUCUUCUACAGAUCUUGAGCCUUGUUGUAUCUGUCAGGAGGAUUAUACUGAAGGAGAGAGUGUUGGCUCGCUAGAUUGUGGACAUAAAUUUCACAGUAAUUGCAUUGGCUACACAAUAUGCGGCAGAAGCAACUCUUAGAAGGGUACAUGCAAAUCAAAAGGAUGAUAAUUCUCUCCCAAUUGACAGCAUCAUUGCUCUAUUUGAAGCUGAGAUAGAUUGAGAUUUGUCAGGAGGAAAACAAAAUCCUAGAGAAAACAUACCGUCAAAAGAUUUUGGAAGUUGAAAAGCUUAGCCAAACCAUUCAAGAACUCGAGGAAACCAUCUUAGCAAGCGGAGCCAUUGCUAAUGCCAUUCGUGAUUACCAACGGCGUAUUUUUGAGCUGCUAGUAGGCAUAUCUUGAACUCAUUUUCUCAUAUAAUAUCUGACUGGUUAGUAUGUGUAGUAACUUGGAGUUGCACCAUCAUGCUGGAGGAGAAAAAAACAUUGGAGAGGGAGCUAGCAAGGGCAAAAAUGGACCUGGUAUAGUUUUUGUAUUGUUCGGAUGAGGACUAUGAUGAUGAUGAAGGUG
Messenger RNA from Arachis duranensis, 780 nucleotides. RefSeq names its product E3 ubiquitin-protein ligase MBR2-like. The coding region runs from base 41 to 349 and encodes 102 amino acids. The transcript has 4 exons. NCBI's taxonomy places the organism in Eukaryota, Viridiplantae, Streptophyta, Magnoliopsida, Fabales, Fabaceae. Gene Ontology annotation, molecular function: ubiquitin protein ligase activity. The record is from RefSeq and is a predicted model, not a curated record.